ACAAUCACCGAACUGUCUCUCUCUGUCAUCCAUUUUCCCCUCCUCCUCCUCCUCAACCCAGUUCCAGCUCCAGAAACUUCUUCACUACUUUCUUCUACAAAAACCAAACCCAAAUCUCAGAGCGAAAAAUCAUCUAAUCUGAACAAAACCCAGGAGGAUCAGUUGUUCGAUACGAAGAUGUCGUGGCAAGCGUACGUCGACGACCACUUGUUGUGCGAAAUCGACGGCAACCGCCUCUCCGCCGCCGCGAUCAUCGGCCAAGACGGCAGCGUUUGGGCUCAGAGCGAAAACUUUCCCCAGUUUAAGCCUGAAGAAAUAGCGGCGAUUAAUAAAGAUUUUGAGGAGCCUGGAACGCUUGCGCCAACUGGAUUAUUCCUUGGUGGCACAAAAUACAUGGUCAUCCAAGGCGAACCAGGUGCUGUUAUACGAGGAAAGAAGGGCUCUGGCGGUGUCACCAUUAAGAAGACGAAUCAGGCCUUGAUCAUUGGCAUAUACGAGGAGCCUAUGGCUCCUGGUCAGUGCAAUAUGAUUGUGGAGAGGCUUGGAGAUUAUCUAGUUGAGCAGGGCCUGUAGUUGUGUAAUGUGGCUCUGAUAUCACAGUUGAUAUUUUUACUCUAAAGUUGUGAAGAGCUUGGUGUGGAAAAGAAGUUAUUGCCACUUGGAAAAGUGAUCCUUUAUGUAUGGAUCAUUUGUUUUCUCAUCCUCAAAUCCCUGGAAAAGUGAUUGGCUUUGUGAAUGAAACUGUUCUGAAUUUACGAUUCUUUCUUUUUCCUUUUUAUUUUUCCCUCCCCUUUCUUGGACAUUCAUUUUCUGUAAAAGUGUUAUCUAUGUUGAACGUAUAGGCUGGAGUUUGUCUGCAACAAUAUUUGGUGGGUGAUUAAUGGAAAACUUUAUGCUGUUUGGUCUGUUUUGUCAGACACAUGGAUCUUUGACUUGAAA
Messenger RNA from Morus notabilis, 939 nucleotides. RefSeq names its product profilin-3. The transcript has 4 exons. The coding region runs from base 178 to 573 and encodes 131 amino acids. Lineage: Eukaryota; Viridiplantae; Streptophyta; Magnoliopsida; Rosales; Moraceae. The record is from RefSeq and is a predicted model, not a curated record. Gene Ontology annotation, molecular function: actin monomer binding. Gene Ontology annotation, cellular component: cell cortex.